GUUCUGCCGUCGGAUAACCCACGUUCAGAUCCGGCGCACCGGAUCAGAACCUCACACUCAAGCCAACUUCACCUCCAACAACCGAGCUUCUCACACCCAACCUCUUGACUCGAUGAACAACAUUCACAACAGCCCCCACAACCAGCAGCUGCUUCCUUCUGACCAAUCUAGCAGCACCGGAGAAACCAGGCCAUAUUUCAACCAACGAGCUCCCCCAGAUGUUGGCAACCAAGCCCCAAUUUCGCAGGAUGAUGGCAUCGGAAUGCUCGUCGAUUCGGUCUUCAAUGGACUAUUGGAAGAGAUGAUUUGGAAGAUAUGCGUGUUGGAAUUCAAACGAGCCAAAAAGUUCCAUCUCUUUUCUGCGGAACAAGAACUUUACGCAAACGAGAAGAAAAAUGGUAAUGAGAAAAGCAAUCCUGACCCGGUCCAUGAUUGUCCGGUCUGUGGUCGCGAGGUAUCAGCAGCCCGUUUUGCGCCACACCUUUCGAAAUGUUUGGGGAUAGGUGGACGUGGUCAAGCAGCCAAGAAAGGUAUACGAUCUGAUUUCAGUGAGUCCGAGUCAGUCGCCAAGGGGAGCAGCCAUACUUCAUUAGACUUUGCUGCAGUCUCCCGAAACAGAACAGGUGGAAACAUGAAGCGACGUGGCCGGCCACCAAAGAAACUACCGGCGGUACCCUUGAGUCCAGCCGAACAUGAAGUUUUACUUUCCAAUGCGAUUAACAAUGCCACUCAGCGCCUUCAUCUUCAAGGGAUAGGUAUGGCCGGCACAUCGUCCCACAAACCCGCCCCGUCUGUCCCGCAUCCACUCUCACAGAGCCACGUGGCUACCCCGCCGGUGACGAAAGUCAAGAGGAAAAAGAAGAAAGACCGAAACCGAUCAAGAAACUCAUCACAAGCAUCCUCAUCUUCAGACAGUGAAGAAGAGGAUGGCGCAGAUGGCGAGGAAGAUGGCGAUGAACAGGAAGGGGACGAUGGGGAAGAUGAUCAUCAACCUUUCACACCUGGUGGACGGAUUGAUGAUGAGAACGACACCGGCGGACAACAAAGAGGGAUCAGUGAAAAUCCAAGCAUCUCAUCUACCUCAGUCGCACCUGUUGCACCAGCUACUACUGCAGUUUUGCCACGCCCUGUACUCAAAAGAAGAUCCAGCUCACAGGCUGACUCAACUGAUGGAAGCGACAGUGAUUGAAUUGUUUGCCUGCACUUGUCAUCUUAAAGUACAGAUUGUAACUGGAUUCUCUUAACUGAUUGGCAUGAAAGUGAUUGGCCAUCAGGUAAAAUUGAAAAGAAAAUGAUGUUGGAAGUUUUGAGCUAUCAUAGUCAAGAUUGGCACCAAUGAAUGUAGACAUGGCUUCAAUAGGAUGGUUCACGUCUGCGAGAAAAAAAUAGCAUUAUAAUGAAUGAGUGGUGGGGAAAGGAAGGUUGCCACCACCAAAACCGUGUUUCUGCCUCACACCGGGAAAGCGUUCUAAGUUUCAAGUCCCUCCCUGCAGCAGGGGGCGCU
Molecule: messenger RNA, 1504 nt
Organism: Puccinia graminis f. sp. tritici CRL 75-36-700-3
Lineage: Eukaryota; Fungi; Basidiomycota; Pucciniomycetes; Pucciniales; Pucciniaceae
Exons: 6
Coding region: 113-1189 (358 amino acids)
Biological process (GO): regulation of transcription by RNA polymerase II; positive regulation of DNA-templated transcription
Cellular component (GO): SAGA complex; DUBm complex
Molecular function (GO): transcription coactivator activity
Source: RefSeq, a predicted model, not a curated record